AUGAGAAAGUGCCCUCUGUUACUAAAAAUAGUGACUCCAAUAGCUGGUGCAGUCUUGUGUAUGAUCCUUCUAUUCUCCUUUUUUAUCCUUCUAUGGAAACGGAAGUCGAAAAAUAAUGCUCCAAUUGUACAUCCAUUGGAAGAUCAAUUCCCCAGAGUUUCUUACACUGAUCUGAUUAGAGCAACUGAUGGAUUCUCUUCCACUAAUCUCAUUGGCAGAGGAGGGUAUGGUUCUGUCUAUAAGGGCAUCUUGAGUCCUCACCAAACUAUUGUUGCUGUGAAGGUUUUCAACCUUCAAAAUCAAGGAGCUUCGAAGAGCUUUCUAGCUGAAUGUGAGGUGCUGAGAAGUGCUCGACAUCGAAAUCUUGUCAAGGUCAUGACUUCCUGCUCAAUGGUUGAUUUCAGAGGCCAUGAUUUCAAAGCUUUGGUUUUUGAGUUCAUUCCUAAUGGAAGUCUAGAGAAAUGGUUACGUCCAGAGUUAGAUGGGCAUCAUCGUACAGAAAGCCUAAACCUGCUUCAAAGGUUAAACAUAGCAGUUGAUGUAGCUGAUGCAACCGAUUACCUUCAUAAUAAUUGUCAGCCAUCUAUUGCUCAUUGUGAUCUAAAGCCUAGCAAUAUACUGAUUGAUAAUGAGAUGGUUGCUCAUGUGGGGGACUUUGGUUUGGCAAGGUUUAUGUCUAAAGCUUCAACAAACUCGUUGGUAGACAACAGUGGCUCAAUCCGGAUAAAGGGAACCCUUGGAUAUAUAGCUCCAGAAUACGGUGCAAGUGGUCAGGUAUCUACUUUCGGUGAUAUUUAUAGCUAUGGAAUCCUUCUCUUGGAGAUGCUUACUAGAAAGAGUCUUCUUAAUGAUGAUAUGUUCAAGGAUGGCCUAAGCUUUCGAAAAUUUGUCGAGAUAAUUUUUCCUGAAAGAGUCAUGGCAAUUGUGGAUCCACUAAUGCCACUUGCAGAGGAUGAGAGUAAAACUCAUGAAUGCUUAAUAUCCAUAGCAAGAAUUGGUCUUUCUUGCUCAAAUGGGUUAGUAAGAGAAAGAUUGAAUAUAAGUGAUGUUGCCAAAACUAUGCAUGUAAUUAGGGAUGCUUACCUUGGGACUUGA
Molecule: messenger RNA, 1095 nt
Organism: Elaeis guineensis (African oil palm)
Lineage: Eukaryota; Viridiplantae; Streptophyta; Magnoliopsida; Arecales; Arecaceae
Source: RefSeq, a predicted model, not a curated record